UUUGGAGAAGCGCCCGGUCACAGUAGCAUCCUCUAGGAAGUGCCUGUAACCUCUCAAAAUAAGACCCUCUUUUUCUUGGUAUAACACGAGCAGACUCCUACGGCAAGAGAUUUCCUCUAUUCAAACAACUCCCGGGGAAAGCAUUUCGAUCUCUAAAGUAAUCAGCACACCACCUGUCUAACGCGCUUUCAAAUCUGGAACUUUGCUUGACUCAAAUAGCAUACGGCAAAAACUCCAUUCACGAUGCCCGAAGAGAGUUCCCAAAGCGAGCGAGAUAUCAUAGACUCCCAAUGCAAGCGAAAUGCAGAUCAAGGCGACUGCGGAAUGCCCGUCGAAGACCGCGAGUCAGAUCCGAAUGCCUUCGGCGAUACCGUGACCAACGAAGAGUCAGGCCGCGGCCAGUCAGGUGGUUCAGUCGAGGAAGCACCAUUGAAGGAGCAUGAUAGUGAGCAGCCUGCGGAGUGGGAGGAGGGGGAGCCGACGGAGGAAUUUUAUAGUAAGGGCGAAAAUGAGGGGAAGCAGAAGUGGAGUAAGGAUGGCGGGUAUAAUUAGUACUAGAUGUGGAUGAUAGAGCAGAGUGCUAAAUGUAGGGAACGGCCUAGUU
This is a messenger RNA of Hyaloscypha bicolor E, 604 nucleotides long. RefSeq lists its product as uncharacterized. NCBI's taxonomy places the organism in Eukaryota, Fungi, Ascomycota, Leotiomycetes, Helotiales, Hyaloscyphaceae. The coding region runs from base 244 to 552 and encodes 102 amino acids. The record is from RefSeq and is a predicted model, not a curated record. The transcript has 3 exons.